GCUCGCAUAGGAUGAGUCAGCUGAAGGUGAAGGUUUCCUAAAAACAACGCAUAGGAUGGAUUGAGUAAUUUUUUCUCCGGUUACGACGCACACACCCGCUCGCCAUGCGCCUCCCGUCGGUUCGCUUCCUGCCGUCGAGUGCGGCGCCGGCGGUGGUGGCCGCGAACGCGCGCAUCGCCUGGAUGGCGCGCGCGGGGAACAUGGAGGGCGCCCGCGCGACGUUCGAGGCCAUGCCCCUCCGCACCACCGCUUCCUACAACGCCCUCAUCGCCGGCUACUUCCGUAACCACCUCCCGGAGGCCGCCCUCGGCCUCUUCCGCCGCAUGCCCUCCCGCGAUCUCGGCUCCUACAACGCUCUCAUCUCCGGCUUCUCCCUCCGCCGUCACACCCUCCCUGAUGCGGCGGCCGCGCUCGCCUCCAUCCCCUUACCCCCCUCAGUCGUCUCCUUCACCUCCCUCCUGCGCGGGUACGUGCGCCACGGCUUCCUGGCAGACGCCAUCCGCCUGUUCCACCAGAUGCCCGAGCGCAACCACAUCUCCUACACGGUUAUGCUGGGUGGUUUUAUUGAUGCCGGCCAUCUCGACGAGGCCCGCAAGCUGUUCGACGAAAUGCCUGACAAGGACGUCGUUGCACGAACUGCCAUGCUAUCUGGGUACUGCCAGGUUGGCCGAAUUGCCGAGGCACGCCUGCUGUUUGAUGAUAUGCCGAAGAGGAAUGUUGUGUCAUGGACUGCAAUGAUAUCUGGAUACUCUCAAAACGGGAAGCUUAACCUUGCACGGAAGCUUUUUGAGGUGAUGCCUGAUCGCAAUGAGGUGUCAUGGACUGCUAUGUUAGUCGGGUACAUACAGGCUGGACAUAUCGAGGAUGCCGAGCAGCUGUUUAAUGCAAUGCCAGAGCACCCAGUGGCUGCCUGCAAUGCGAUGAUGGUUGGGUUUGGGCAGCGCGGGAUGGUGGAUGCUGCCAAGGCAGUGUUUGAGAGAAUGCAAGAGAAGGAUGAUGGUACGUGGAGUGCAAUGAUUAAAGCGUAUGAGCAGAAUGAGUUCUUGAUUGAGGCAUUGUCUACUUUCCGUGAUAUGUCAUGGAGAGGUAUCCGUCCAAACUACCCAUCAGUCAUUAGCAUCCUUACUGUGUGUUCGGCACUAGCUAUUCUCAAUUAUGGAAGGGAGGUGCAUGCUGCAAUGCUGAGAUGCUCCUUUGACAUGGACGUCUCUACUGUCUCAGCAUUAAUCACAAUGUACAUCAAAUGUGGAAAUUUGGAUAAAGCUAAUAGGGUCUUCAAUAUGUUUGAGCCCAAAGAUGUCGUGAUGUGGAACUCGAUGAUCACUGGUUAUGCUCAACAUGGGUUGGGGGAGGAAGCACUUGGCAUAUUUAAUGACAUGACGAUUGCAGGAAUGGCACCUGAUGGGAUUACUUAUAUAGGAGUCCUCACUGCUUGUAGCUAUACCGGGAAAGUAAAAGUAGGGAGGGAAAUUUUCAAUUCUAUGUGUAAGAAUUCUGCCAUCCGACCAGGAGCGGAGCAUUACUCUUGUAUGGUUGAUUUGCUUGGUCGAGCUGGACUUGUAGAUGAAGCAUUGGAUUUGAUUAAGAACAUGCCAGUUGAAGCCGAUGCUAUCAUCUGGGGAGCACUGAUGGGUGCCUGUAGGAUGCACAAGAAUGCUGAGAUUGCCGAGCUUGCUGCAAAGAAGCUAUUAGAGCUAGAGCCCGAGAGUGCUGGACCAUAUGUUUUGCUCUCUCACAUUUAUACAUCCAUUGGGAGGUGGGAAGAUGCUUCUAAGAUGCGGAAAUUCAUUAGCUCAAGGAAUUUAAACAAGUCUACAGGCUGUAGUUGGAUAGAGUACGACAAGAGGGUGCACCUCUUCACAUCUGGUGAUAUAUUAGCACACCCAGAGCAUGCUAUUAUCCUUAAGAUGUUGGAGAAACUAGAUGGUCUACUGAUGGAAUCUGGUUACUCAGCUGACGGAAGCUUUGUGCUCCAUGAUAUAGACGAAGAGCAAAAACUUCAUAGCUUGCGAUAUCAUAGUGAGAGGCAGGCUGUGGCGUAUGGACUUUUGAAAGUUCCAGAAGGAAUGCCCAUUCGUGUCAUGAAGAACCUUAGAGUGUGUGGUGACUGCCAUGCUGCUAUGAAGUUGAUUGGAAAAAUAACUUCCAGGGAAAUCAUACUCAGAGAUGCUAAUAGGUUCCAUCAUUUCAAAGACGGAUUUUGCUCAUGCAAGGACUAUUGGUGAGGUGAAUGGCAAGGUAGAUUCCUUGUCCUACGUCAUCUCAUCCUGCUAUUUGGUAACAUAUUCAGAAUCCGGGUUUCAUCUGAACAUGAUUUCAUCAUCUACUGUGAGCGAACUGCACAUGGGGAGCUUGUUCCCUUGAGGUAUGUUUGCAACUAUGGACGGUAAUGUGACUGCUGCUCUAAGCAAGGUCACUUCUUAGAGGGAGUCACUGUUUUUCAAGAGCAGCAUGUUAUUCGAAUGGGUACAAACCCCAAAAGACAGCUUAAGACUGGUGAAGCAGUGGAGUUCGCCUAUUGUGAUAGGUUUGAUAGACAGGAAGAAUUAGGACAUUCAUGACAUGGCGGAAGACUGAAUAUGCUGCGGUGGCAGUCUGAUCACAAAAUCAUUCGUGGAGAUUUUGAGUGUGGAACAUAGCCCUCAGUUUUUUUACUGUUGGCAUGAUCCUGUUGGCGACUAAUUGGGUACUGUGGUUUCUCAGCACUCAGCAGUUUGUUUGGCAAACAAAGGAUCCAGGUGAAUCAUUCAGCUUCGUUACCCCCCCCCCCCUUCACCCCUGAACACCAUGUUGUACUGCGUUAUUAUGUAUGAAAUAUAUCAGAAGUUUUGAAAAGAGGCAAUUAGUUAAUCUCUUAAUCUGUUGCUCAUUUAAAUUUUACGUACAUCAAAAUUGAAUUCAUCUUGCUGUCCGGUGGAUCGGCCAGGUAUCACCUCUAUGAAUUCGCCAAAGGGUGUGUUUGGUUGUGCGCGAACCAAACACAACAUCGAAAAACCAAGAUAGCGGAGGUGCAGUUACCAGUGCAUUUGAAGAAUUCUUCUGAUAAAAUGAACUUCACCUACCAUAACUCCACACAAAGCAAGAAAUUAUCAAAAUAAUUCAAAAAGGAGAUAUUAGAUUACUUAAUAGCACAAACAAAGAUCUCGUUCAUUUGAAAAACCUUUUGUAAAAUAAGUGCAAGCGAUUGAUUACUUAAUACCAACCUCUUAACUUGCAUGUCUGAUCGCAUUAUUCCACCAACUCCCGAAUUCAUUCUAUAGUUGUCAGGUAGGAGGAUGUUAUGUAUUUUAUGGGCUCUACGUUCUUUCAGAAAACUAAGCUAGCUGACGCUCUAAUGCCCUUAUAGCCAACGUGGUAUAUGCCUGCCUUUCUGUUGACACCGGCUUUUGGCAUGCACAGAAGUGUUCUCAAGAUGAUCUUUAUCGAGAACUGAUCAUCAUGAAAGUUGUGUGUUUUUCGAGACGAGCAACUUUGCUUUUUCAGAUCAUCUUAAUCUGAGGUCGUAUGUGACCUCUAGAGCCAAAAAAGGGUUAAAAAAAACAGGUGCCAAAAACAACUCAGAGGCUCUGGUAUUAAUUCAAGCCAAAGCAGAAGCGCAUGCCGCUCAGAGCCUACUCGGAAGAGGUGAGGAGGCUUUGGGGCACCUCUCUGUGCCAGGGCUUCAGGUGAAAACCUUUGUCUGGCCCUACGGACUUGACAACGGAGACAUUUUGCGCCGUUAUUGCCCUUUUGGGGUGUUGUCGUGGAGCCCAUGUACAGUUGGUUGUGACGUAAUGUCUUCAGACUCUCAUGUGCUCAUUCGCAACAUUAGUAGUGCACUUUGCACUUUUUUGUGGUACAAUGUUUGAAUUUUCCUUUGGUCUGCUUUGUAAGAGGGCUAACUUACUACCUUGUAUCGUUCGGUUGUGUGGCUUUAUAUAUAAAGCUGAGUGGAAGCCUAUUUUGGGGGCUUCAGGUUACCUGUCAAGUUAAGCUAGGUUUUUAGUUUUUGGACGGGAUUUCAAGUCCCUUUCUUAUAUGAAAGUCUAGAGUCAGAGGCGAUGGCCGAUUAAACAACAAAUAAUUGGUCAAAUCCAUGUACUACUUUAUUAUAUUCUCUUUCUUAUCCUGAUUGUUGCUUCUCGUUCUUUGGUGUUCUUCGUCUUUGACGAGAGUGAAACACAAGGCCCUAGAGGAGGUUAGGCCGACUUAGGACAGCUCAUAGUCGUCAUGCUCUGAUGGGUCCCUCCCCGAUGUGCGAGAUUUCGGGUCUUCAAGAGACAUAGUUUGUGUGUCCUGCAUAUCGUGUUCCUGGCGAGGCUCCUUCGGCGAUGUGUUAAACGUAUUGGACUCGACGUUGAGAGCACACCAUGACUGUUCAUGUGCGAACACAUCUUUUGACGAUUCCACUGGGAAGGAAGCUUCGGAUGGUCUAUCCUGAUUGUUGUUGCUACAAAGAGAUUGCCAUCUAGAAAUUGCACUCUAAAAGAUAAUAUGAAUUCCCUGUAUGUGCAAAUAAUUCAUAUGUUAAUGUUGUUAGAUCCUUUGUAAACUGAAAAACAAAGUUUGUAAACUGGACAUUUCAUCAUGGUUAAUGAAAGAAAUUAGACUUCACUCCUUUUUCAUUCCAUAAGGCCAUAACACAACAUUAGCAUUGGUAUCAAGGGGCUUAAAAUUACUUAGUCAAAAGGCAACAAAAACCAAUAGUCACCAAGUUACCCAUAUAAAUUGCAGUGGAAACCAAUACCAACUUAUGGUUAGAUGGUUCGGAAGGGUGAUUGCACCCCCAGCCCAUCAGGAAAUGUUUGAUUCUUGCAUAUCUCAUAAAUGUGGAUUUUUUUAAUGGGUGGGUGGCAACGUUCCAUUGAUAGCGAGGUGUAUGUGUUUCUCAAAAAGAGAAAAAAAAAGUCAGUUUACAUUGGAUAAACUGGAUUGUCAGAA
Molecule: messenger RNA, 4920 nt
Organism: Triticum urartu
Lineage: Eukaryota; Viridiplantae; Streptophyta; Magnoliopsida; Poales; Poaceae
Product: Pentatricopeptide repeat (PPR) superfamily protein
Biological process (GO): RNA modification
Molecular function (GO): zinc ion binding; RNA binding; protein binding
Source: RefSeq, a predicted model, not a curated record